Messenger RNA from Felis catus (domestic cat), 5456 nucleotides. It is a transcript of the gene CHL1, whose product is annotated as cell adhesion molecule L1 like. Lineage: Eukaryota; Metazoa; Chordata; Mammalia; Carnivora; Felidae. Gene Ontology annotation, molecular function: cell-cell adhesion mediator activity. Gene Ontology annotation, biological process: cell-cell adhesion; brain development. Bases 644 to 4315 code for a protein of 1223 amino acids. The transcript has 30 exons. The record is from RefSeq and is a predicted model, not a curated record.
GUCCCUCAGCCCUAACCCGGGAAGAGACACCCCCUUUCCCAGCCCCGCCCCCUGGUGGCUGAGGCUGUAUUCAAACACAGCUCUGGGUUAUUCGGAUAGAGUGAACCGGGUCCGCGAAUCCUCCGGCUCCCACUUUCUCCGCCUGGUUACGGGGGUUAGAAGGCCUAAAAUCAAGGUGUCUUCAGAACUAUGUACCCUUGGAGCCUCUAGGUGCCGUAAACUGCAAACAAUGACCCUGUCUUAAUACUGCAGACAUACUGUAGUGGAACUAAGGGGAACUGAGCUUACUGGUUCUUGGCGGGUCUCUAUAACAAAAGACAGACCAACAAGAGAAAAGCAUACAAAUUUAUUAAAGUAAGCUUUAUGUGACACACAAAUUUUCAGAAGGAAAUGAGGAGCUGAAGAAACAUGUUAAUGCUAGAUUUUAUGAACAGCAGAAAGUUGUGGAAAGUGUAAUUGAAGAGAAGGAGUCUGGGCUGAGUGUCCAGUGCUGUGGAAACCUUUAGCAAGGUCUGCUCAUUCAGAUUCAUCUCCUUGCCCCUCUGUCUUCAGAGGUGAACUACACUCUGCUCAGCUUUAAACCAAAAGUAAAGGAGACACUACAAUUUUCAUUCUUCCUGAGUUGCCUCCUUCCUGAAAAGCAAUGGAGAUAGGUGGAAGAGGAUUAAUCAUAUCUCUAAUUUGUUUCCUGUUCAAAUUCUCCACAGCCAUUGAAAUACCACUUUCAGUUCAGCAGGUUCCAACCAUCAUAAAACAGUCAAAAGUGCAAGUUGCCUUUCCCUUUGAUGAAUAUUUUCAGAUUGAGUGUGAAGCUAAAGGAAAUCCAGAACCAACAUUUAUGUGGACUAAGGAUGACAAGACUUUUGAUCUCUCUGACUCUCGGAUAAUUGUGUCUAACAACUCAGGAACAUUUAAGAUCCCAAAUGAGGGGCACAUAUCUCAUUUUCAAGGGAAAUACCGCUGCUUUGCUUCUAAUAAACUGGGGGUUGCUAUGUCAGAAGAAAUAGAAUUUAUAGUACCAAAUGUUCCAAAAUUCCCAAAAGAAAAAAUUGACCCUCUUGAAGUGGAGGAGGGAGAUCCAAUCGUCCUCCCAUGCAACCCUCCCAAAGGCCUUCCACCUUUACACAUUUACUGGAUGAAUAUUGAGUUAGAACACAUUGAACAAGAUGAAAGAGUAUACAUGAGUCAAAAGGGAGAUCUGUACUUUGCAAAUGUGGAAGAAAAAGACAGUCGAAAUGAUUACUGUUGCUUUGCUGCAUUCCCAAGAUUGAGGACUAUUGUGCAGAAAAUGCCAAUGAAACUAACAGUUAACAGUUUAAGGCAUGCUAAUGACUCAAGUUCAUCCACAGAAAUUGGUUCCAAGGCAAAUUCGAUCAAGCAAAGAAAACCCAGAUUGCUGUUGCCUCCUAGUGAAAGUGGCAGUGCGUCCUCAGUUACCAUCCUCAAAGGGGACACCCUGCUGCUUGAGUGUUUUGCUGAAGGCCUACCAACUCCACAGGUCGAUUGGAACAAAAUAGGUGGUGAUCUACCCAAAGGAAGAGAAACAAAAGAAAAUUAUGGCAAGACUUUGAAGAUAGAGAACGUUUCCUACCGGGACAGAGGGAAUUAUCGCUGUACAGCCAACAAUUUCUUAGGAUCAACCUCUCAUGAUUUUCAUGUUGUAGUAGAAGAGCCUCCUCGCUGGACAAAGAAACCUCAGAGUGGUGUGUAUAGCACUGGGAGCAGCGGUAUCUUGUUAUGUGAGGCAGAAGGAGAGCCUGAGCCCACACUCAAGUGGAGAGUCAAUGGCUCCCCGAUUGACAAAAAUCCAUUUGCUGGUGAUGUUGUCUCCCCCACGGAAAUCAGUUUUACCAACCUACAACCGAAUCAUACUGCUGUGUACCAGUGCGAAGCCUCAAAUGUCCAUGGAACUAUCCUUGCCAAUGCCAAUAUUGAUGUUGUAGAUGUUCGUCCACUGAUACAAACUGAAGAUGAAGAAAACUAUGCUACGGUGGUUGGGUACAGUGCUUUCUUACACUGCGAGUACUUUGCUUCACCCGAGGCCAUAGUGUCCUGGCAGAAGGUGGAUGAAGCGAAACCCCUUGAAGGUAGACGGUACCAUAUCCAUGAAAAUGGCACAUUGCAGAUCAACAAAACCACAGAAGACGAUGCUGGCUCAUACUCUUGUUGGGUGGAAAAUGCUAAAGGAAAAACUGCUGUGACAGCCAAUUUGGAUAUUAGAAAUGCUACAAAACUUCAAGUUUCUCCUAAGAAUCCUCGUGUCCCCAAAUUGCAUACACUUGAAUUACAUUGUGAGAGCAAAUGUGACCCAUAUUUAAAACAUAGUUUGAAGUUGUCCUGGAGUAAAAAUGGAGAAGGCUUUGAAAUUAAUGCCACAGAGGAUGGCAGGAUAAUUAUCGAUGGACCUAAUUUGACCAUAUCUAAUGUCACCUCAGAGGACCAAGGUAUUUACUCUUGUUCAGCUCAAACUGCCCUGGACAGUGUUGCUGAUGUAACUCACGUAACCAUUCUCGAUGUUCCGGAUCCACCAGAAAACCUACACUUGUCUGAAAGACAGAACAGGAGUGUUCGGCUGACAUGGGAUGCUGGAAAUGAUCACAAUAGCCGUAUUAGUGAAUACAUUGUUGAAUUUGAAGGAAACAAGGAAGAACCUGGAAGAUGGGAGGAACUGACUAGAGUCCAAGGAAAAGAAACAACAGCUUUAUUAUCUUUGGCUCCAUAUGUGAGAUAUCAGUUCAGGGUCAUAGCCGUGAAUGAAGUAGGGAGAAGCCAACCUAGCCAGCCAUCAGAUCAUCAUGAAACACCUCCAGCAGCUCCAGACAAGAAUCCACAAAACAUAAGGGUUCAAGCCUCUCAACCCAAGGAAAUGAUUAUAAAAUGGGAGCCUUUGAAAUCCAUGGAGCAGAAUGGACCAGGACUAGAGUACAGAGUGACAUGGAAGCCACAGGGAGCCCCCGUGGAGUGGGAAGAAGAGACGGUCACAAACCACACCUUGCGCGUGAUGACGCCUACUGUCUACGCUCCUUAUGAUGUCCAGGUCCAAGCCGUCAAUCACCUUGGCUCUGGCCCUGAGCCUCAGUCAGUGAUUCUGUAUUCUGGGGAAGACUAUCCUGAUACAGCUCCAGUGAUCCAUGGUGUGGACGUUAUAAACAGCACCUUAGUUAAAGUUUCCUGGUCAACAAUUCCAAAGGACAGAGUCCAUGGACAUCUAAAAGGAUAUCAGAUAAAUUGGUGGAAAACAAAAAGUCUGUUGGAUGGAAGAACACAUCCCAAAGAAGUAAACAUUCUGAGGUUUUCAGGACAAAGAAACUAUGGAAUGGUUCCUUCUCUAGAUGCCUUUAGUGAAUUUCAUUUAACAGUCUUAGCCUAUAAUUCCAAAGGAGCUGGUCCAGAGAGUGAGCCUUAUAUAUUUCAGACACCAGAAGGAGUACCUGAGCAACCAGCUUUUCUGAAGAUUAUCAAAGUUGAUAAAGACACUGCUACUUUAACCUGGGGACUACCUAAGAAACUGAAUGGAAACUUAACUGGCUAUCUAUUACAGUAUCAGAUAAUAAAUGACACCUAUGAACUUGGAGAACUAAAUGAUAUCAACAUUACCACUCCAUCAAAGCCCAGCUGGCGUCUCUCAAACCUCAAUUCGACUACCAAGUACAAAUUCUACUUGAGGGCUUGCACUUCAAAGGGCUGUGGAAAACCAAUCACAGAGGAAGGCUCCACAUUAGGAGAAGGGAGUAAAAGUAUCGGGAAGAUAUCAGAAGGAGUAAAUCUUACUCAAAAGACUCACCCGGUAGAGGUAUUUGAGCCUGGAGCUGAACAUAUAGUUCGCCUCUUGACUAAGAAUUGGGUUGAUAACAAUAGCAUUUUUGAAGAUGUAAUUGAGACCAGAGGGAGAGAAUAUGCUGGUUUAUAUGAUGACAUCUCCACUCAAGGCUGGUUUAUUGGAUUGAUGUGUGCGAUUGCUCUUCUCACACUAAUCCUGUUAACUGUUUGCUUUGUGAAGAGGAACAGAGGUGGAAAGUAUUCAGUGAAAGAAAAGGAAGAUCUGCAUCCAGAUCCAGAAGUUCAGUCAGUAAAAGAUGAAACCUUUGGCGAAUACAGCGACAGUGAUGAAAAACCUCUCAAAGGAAGCCUUCGAUCGCUUAACAGGGAUAUGCAGGCCACAGAAAGUGCUGACAGCUUAGUCCAGUAUGGAGAAGGAGAUCAUGGUCUGUUCAGUGAAGACGGAUCCUUCAUUGGCGCUUACGCUGGAUCUAAGGAGAAAGGAUCUGUUGAAAGCAAUGGCAGUUCCACAGCAACAUUUCCACUCCGGGCGUAAAUGUACCACAUGUACAAAUCAGUGGUUUCGUAUCAACUUUCCAUAUUUAUCUGUUCAAGGGAGCAAGAACUUUCACAUAGGAAUAGAAACGUAUUGGCUUAAGAUUUCAUCCAGAAUUUGAACAUCUUGCAGUCAUGUCGAGAAAAUAGCACUGCCUUGAAAAAGUAAACUACCAAGCACUCCAGGCCUGUAUUGUUUGUUUUGUUUUGUUUUGUUUUUCAGGUGCUGAAAAUUCAGAACACAAAACAAAUCCUGUACUUAGAUUCACCUCAACUGAAUCCAAAGUAUCCAUUCAGUGUACUCCAUUUUUGCCUGGUUUUACUGGUCAUUGUGUUUGCAUUGUUGUUGCUACCUUGUGGUUUUUCCUCUGUGUGCACAUUUGUAUUCAGUCUCUGAGAACUGUCUUAGUGACUUUGCUUCACGACAGGUAAAAAGAUGGGAAGCAAACCGGUUAUUUAAAAUGUAAAGAGGAAUAUGAAUGUCUUAUUAAAAUGGUUCAUUGAAUAUAUACAGUCUAAAUCUAUUAUUUAAAUUUUUUGUAGCAGGAGUUCUAGAUAAACAAUCAAGUCGUAUUUAUUGAGCGCCUAACUGUUUGCCCAGAGAUGGUCAUGUUUAAACAGAAUUCUAAUUUUUUCAGUUUCAACACGAAUUUUUUGGGUAUAUCACUUAUGACAUCUAGAACCAUCUUUGUUUUUUGUUCUUUUCUUGGACUAAAUUCAGCUGAAAAGGAAGUGGUGGUCAGAAGGUUAUCUUAUGAAAGAACAGGCCAAGGUUUCCGGGCUGCUGGCGUCUCCUAGCUAUAUCUAUUUAAUAUCUUCAUUUCUAAAUUGACCACUUUGACCUUUUUUCUAUGUUUAUAUAAUGGUAUGCUUGCAUCUAUUUCAUGAAUGCAUUGUACAUAUUAUGUUAAUAUUUACACAAUUAAAAAUACAGAUGUGUUUUAUUUUGAAGUGAGAAAAAGAACAUUAACAGGCAUGUUUGUACAGCUAAAGUAUAUAGUAAGAUAACAUUUUGCAUCAUUCCACAGCUACAACCAACAACAUGAGGUUCCAAAACUGAAGACUUUGUAUAAAGCAUUUGGGUUUUGUUCUUAUAUUGCUUUUUCCUACAGUCUCAAAAUAAAAUAUCAUAUAAAUAUUGA